GCCAUUACCUGAUAGGUUGAUACAUGGGACGGCAGCAUUUUGUAUGGAUUGUUUCCUUCUUUUUUGGAUCUUCGGUGGUGGGCACGAAAUGGGUUUGCUUGCACUUGCAGUAGUCAGCAGGUUUGUGUAUCAAAGACGAAAUUUUGAAUCCGUCAUCAAUGGUGAUGACUUUCAAUGACUUCCAGCUUUAUGGGAUAUAGAAGUUUUAUAUUUGCAGCUGAUUUGAGGUGAUUUCAGAAACACAGCCUAAUAGUUACUUCACAAUACAUACACUGUUAGUUCUUUUUUGAAAGAAUCAAAGAAAACAGAUGUGGCUGCCUUGCUUAGAUAUUGGAAGAAUCAGGAAGGAUCAUUCAGAAACAGUGAAGUUUGGAAUAGAGAUGAGAUGAUGAAGGUGGACACUGGUGUUGAAGGGAUAUAAGGCUGACAACUGACGUCCAUGAUAACAGCUUAUAUGUGGCCCAUUCAACUUGUCUCCUGUCAGAUGGGACGGUCAGGAUUGCCCACAAAAUGAUGAAAUAAACAUCUAUUUGGGAAAGAGCCCUGACCCUAAAGCCCAAACUGUCUCAAUUCUGAAAGAGUAGCAUUGGUUCAUCUCUCUCUCUCUCUCUCUCUCUCUCUCUCUCUCUGUGCUAAUGUAUGUACUAAGUGGGUAAUGCAUAAUAUAUUAGAAGGACAACUGUUAAUAGUUAUAUAUAACUCUUUGGGAGCAUGUGAUACAUCUAAGCAGGCUAAGCUGUCCCUUUGCUGAUUGUCUAGAGCAGUGUAACGCCCUGUGAUUCUGAACAAUAUCUUAUAUAUAAGGAGAUAAUUAUUGUAUUCAAUUUAAUAUUAUUCAUCUGCUGAAGCUGUCCGAAGCAUCUCUAUCACAUAUCUUGUAUCUCAUUGGUAGAAGCACUGGGAUUUGUUUGGCAUGCCUCAUACCAAAAAUACAAUAAUAGUUUGGUCCCUCUCUGUGAAAGAGAGAAUCUUAAAUUCUUCUUCAGAGUUUAUUUUAUUUAAGUGUUUGCAGUAUAUACUUAAUUGGGAAUGUGAUCUGUGAGGCCUGAAGAGGAGGUGUUGUUUUAUCAAAGGAAAGGCAGUGACUUGAAGUUGGUGUAACAAAUCAAGAGGAAUUGCUGAAUUGCUGAAUUGCUUUCCCUUGAAACAGUUUAGAAACACUUCUUGUUCUUCUUCCUCAUUAUAGUAACAAAGUUGUUGAUCUUCUCAGCUCAUGAGACUCCAAAGGUAUAGAAGCAAAAGGAGACAUAUGAUCACACCUGAGAACAUUUAACAUGCAUAUCAGAAGUAGAACACACAGGAAAUAAACAGGUUGGAGUUAUUCUGAUUCUUCUUGUGAAAGGCACCACCAGAAAAGAAGGCAAAAUUAUUGCAUUCUGAUGGAUAGGAUUCUGAAACCAAUUGAUAAGGAAUCCAUGAGGAUGGCCAUGCUAAAGCAUGAAGAAACAUUCAAAGAGCAGGUAUAUGAACUCCAUCGUUUGUAUCAAAUUCAGAAGAUGUUAAUGAAAAAUAUGAAGAGAAAUGGGCCCAAUGAAUGUGGCGCAAAUCGAUGGAAUGUGGAAAAUGAGAUUAGUUUGAGUCAGGUGAGUAGUAGCUACAAAGAAAGACACAAGCUACAGAAGCCAUGGAAACUUGACCUGGAACAACCUGCCGAAGAGUGUACUGCAGAGGAAGGUGGAGACGGAGUGCUAGAGAUUGAGGAUGAGAGAAAUAUUGAGCUGACGUUAGGACCCUCAAGUUACAACCGAAGGAAGAAAGAUGAGAGACCUCUAACUUCAGAUUCUGGACCAAGUUUUUCUUCUUCUUCUACUGAAUCCAGCCAUAUGAAAAGGACAAGUACAGGGGCAUAUACAAGGAUGGAUACAAGGGAACAGUUAAAAGGCCAUGAAUGGGGACUCAUCCAAAUGCCUGACAUGCAUCCAAGUUUUCCAAGUGGAAAAAAGAACACUUACGAUGUCGAAGAACAAUUGAGACAGGAGAAACUAAACCGGCCUCCUUGGCUUUUCCAUGUUUAUAGUAUGAACAUGACUUAAGACUUUGUUGGUGUCCAUAGGUUUGACUUGUUCUGAUUGACUAUUUGUGAUUAAUGUUUGCAUGAAAAUUUCUCAACUUUUAGUGUAGUGAUUGAUGAAGUCUUUAAACA
This is a messenger RNA of Telopea speciosissima, 2143 nucleotides long. RefSeq lists its product as uncharacterized. The record is from RefSeq and is a predicted model, not a curated record. The transcript is spliced from 3 exons. NCBI's taxonomy places the organism in Eukaryota, Viridiplantae, Streptophyta, Magnoliopsida, Proteales, Proteaceae. Bases 1380 to 2033 code for a protein of 217 amino acids.